Acomys russatus (golden spiny mouse) is the source of this 924-nucleotide messenger RNA. RefSeq names its product olfactory receptor 497-like. Lineage: Eukaryota; Metazoa; Chordata; Mammalia; Rodentia; Muridae. Gene Ontology annotation, biological process: G protein-coupled receptor signaling pathway; sensory perception of smell. The record is from RefSeq and is a predicted model, not a curated record. Gene Ontology annotation, cellular component: membrane. Gene Ontology annotation, molecular function: odorant binding; olfactory receptor activity; G protein-coupled receptor activity.
AUGGCUUUCUUGAAGGAUGGGAACCACACUGUAGUGGCAGAGUUCAUUUUAUUGGGCUUAACAGAUGACCCAGUGCUUAGAGUUCUCUUCUUCACCAUCAUCCUGUGCAUCUACCUGGUGACUGUGUCUGGGAACCUCAUCACCAUCCUUCUCAUCAGAGUCUCUUCCCAGCUCCAUCACCCCAUGUACUUUUUUCUCAGCCACUGCUUCUGUGACACAGGCAUUUCUUCUUCUGUCACACCCAAUAUGCUUGUCAACUUCCUAGUGGAGAGAAAUACCAUCUCUUACUUUGGAUGUGGCAUCCAGCUCAGUUUGGCUGAUUUCUUUGGGUCAGUUGAAUGUUUCCUUCUGGCGGCCAUGGCUUAUGAUCGCUUCAUGGCAAUCUGCAACCCACUGGUUUAUUCCACCAAAAUGUCCACACAGGUCUGUAUCCAGUUGGCUGUAGGAUCUUACAUAGGGGGUUUUCUUAAUGCUUCCAUCAUUGCAGUUUCCUUUUUCUCCUUUCUCUUUUGUGGACCUAAUAGAAUCAAUCACUUUUUCUGUGAUUUUGUUCCUUUAAUAGAACUCUCCUGUUCUGAUGUCAGUGUCUCUGGAGUUGUUAUCUCACUUUCUGCUGGCUCAAUCACUAUUACCACACUCUUUGUCAUAGUCAUAUCUUAUGUUUAUAUCCUCAUCACCAUCUUGAAGAUGCGCUCCACUGAGGGCCGUCAGAAAGCCUUUUCCACCUGCACCUCCCACCUCACUGCUGUCACUCUCUACUAUGGGACUAUCACCUUCAUUUAUGUGAUGCCGAAGUCAAGCUACUCCACUGACCAGAACAAGGUCAUGUCUGUGUUCUACAUGGUGGUGAUCCCCAUGUUAAACCCCCUCAUCUACAGCCUCAGAAGUAAGGAGAUUAAGGGUGCUCUGAAGAGAUUAUUAUAA